AUGCCCCGCAACAGAGGAUACCAGGGUGAUAAUGAACCUGACAACGGUGUCCGGGGAAACAGGCGGAACCCUCAGGGCUCACAAGGACGGGAACAGGAAGUGUUCAACACGGAUGAGAGCAAUGAGUCCAUCAAAAUGCAGCCUAUGGCUCCCGGUGGCCCCCAUCAAAUGCAGAGUUCCAGUUAUCCGCAAGACCCUGACAACGGUCUUCGGGACUCACAGGGACGGGAGCAGGACGUGUUGGAUGGGAGCCAAAAUCCGAUCACUAUGCAGCCCAUGGCUUCCGAUGGCCCCUAUCAUAUGCACAAGUCCAGCUUCCCGCAAGGACCGAUUUCUCCUGGGCACCAACAACAAGACUUGAAUGCACCCGGACACUUAGCCCCACACGACAAGGUCUCACACGGAUAUGAUAUACCAGGGCACGCCGCCCCUCAGGGUAACGUGCCCCACGUAUAUGAUGAAUCAGGCAACGUGUACCACGGUCAAAGCGUACCAGGUCAAUUGGUCCCACAAGGCCCGAUGGCGCCAGGAUAUAACCAUGCACCACAUAUACAAGGCGUUAUGAAGGACGAAGAGUCGCAAUAUGAUGGAUACAUGCCAUCGAUGGUUUCCAUCAUCAUCAGGAGGCUUGUGACAGUAGCAGUCCUUAUCUUUAACGAAACUCUCAACUGGUUGAAGUAUUUUGACUGGAUGGGCACAGUUGAUCUACCCGCCAUGUUUGGGUACUUUGGUAAGAAAGGAAAGGUAGAAGCUAUCGAAUGCAGUCCAAAGGCCCCCUUUUUACCGACGAUUUACGGCAUUUUCUGUGGAAUUGCCACCGUGUUUGCUCUUUUCCAAAUUAUCAACACCAUUGGCGAAACGCUUCUUGAUUACCAUCAGACGAAAAACGGACCGAAUGAUAAAGACGUCAGCGCAUCGCAAGGAGGCUUGCCUCAGAAUAACGAUCAAACAGACACUGUGCCCCAGGACAGAAGCCUUAACCAAUCGGAAAAAGAGAUCACCGGCAUCCACGUGUUCCGCGGAUUUCAACUUCUACAUGGAUGGGUUGAAACGGUCGCUGCGAUGGUUGUGGAAGACAUACCUCAGAUCAUCGUGAUUGCCGCGUCAAGCUACUACUGUACCGUCAACGUAGAAGACGCUGUAUUUCUCUUCAUCUGGUAUAUCGUUAAGGUAUUUAAAAACGGUUUCAGGAUUUCUUUCUGCAAACAGAAGUACAAGCCAUGCAUUUUGGACUGUGAUAAGGCCAAGGACCGCUGCUGCUCGGAAUGGUGCACCUGGACUUGUCCUCUGCCCUGUUGUUGCAUUAUUCUUGUCAGCAGGCAAUGCCCGGUGGGCGAUGAACCACGCUGUGAGACACAGCCGAUGCAGAUCUGCCCUGAUUGUGAGAUAAAGUCGGUCUGCCCUGACAAAGAAUGUUGCAGUGGCCCAAGAAUUUGUGCCGGCCUCUGCCAGGCGCGCAAUCCCAAAGACAAAGACCCAGAAUGGGCGACGGAAUUGCUAAAGAAACUAGAUAUGCUUUUUGAAAUCGGCGGUGUUGCUGUUGUUGUCUUACAAAUACUUGGCUUUACUAAAACAUACCAUGCUUCCCUUUAG
This is a messenger RNA of Mya arenaria, 1593 nucleotides long. RefSeq lists its product as uncharacterized. Lineage: Eukaryota; Metazoa; Mollusca; Bivalvia; Myida; Myidae. Bases 1 to 1593 code for a protein of 530 amino acids. The transcript is spliced from 5 exons. The record is from RefSeq and is a predicted model, not a curated record.